UAUCUGCUGGCAGCAGAAGGUUAGUUCAGAGCGGAGCUGCUGAAACUGCCGGCAGGAGAGCAAGUGGGAGAAAAAGAGAAGGCGCUGAGAGCUGAGCUCUGGGGCCGGCGCCAGGGAUGGAGAGAAGAAGUAUUAGGGUUUAAAGAGCCAUUCUGGAGCAACCCAGCUGCGGAGAGAAGGAUCGGCAGAGGUCUAUUUUAGGGUCGCAAGUUCCUACUUACCCUAAGAGAGAAAGUGCAAGCUUGGUGGAAGCUAGGAAAAGCUAGGGAAGGGUGCGAGUCCCGGGGCAGUCUGCAGCCAACCCGCCCAGGAGGCGGUGUUGUUCCACAGGGGGUUAAGGAGGUGGCCGAUCUCUGUCGCCCUUGGCCGCCUGGAGCAAGAAAAGGAGGAUCUGAAGGACUGAGCUGGAGGCUGGCCCUCUUUGCAGGCGGCAGCGGCGGCUGCAACGUGGAGCGACCCAGUCGGGUGUAGGCCACAGCGCGGCCGGCAGGAGCGGGAUCCUCGCCGCCUGCUUCGGCCUCGGUGGAUCUCCGGGGCGGACAGUAUCCCACCGAGUCUCCGAGUGAGCCGCUCCGGGGCGCAUCUGCCUCCCCGCGGCUCGCCAAGCUCGCCCUCGGCGCGCGCACACGCACGCGCGCACACGCGCACACAUCCACACGCACACUCAUCCACACACGUGUGGAAGGCAGGGCCGAGCCGCUCGGUCUUUGAACAUCUCAGUUAGAGCCCGGCGCAGCCCCGGCCGCCGCUCAGCGCUCCCCGCGGCCCUGCGUGCCUCCUGCCUGCCCCCGGACCUUCUCGUCUCGUCCCUUUUGGCCGGAGGAUCGGAGUUCAGAUCAGCCACUCCGCACCGAGCCUGACACACUGAACUCCAUUUCUUCCUCUUAAGUUUAUUUCUACUUCAGAGCCACUCACCCUCUCCCUUCCAGGAGAAAAAAAGCAAACCUUUCUUACUCCUUAAAGUGAGAGAUCCCCCCCACUCCGUCCCAGCAUCGCAUAUUAAUAUCUCCACGUUGGGAACGCGAUGCAUUUUCUUUUUUAAAGGAAUCCCAGCCAGGGACGUUUUUCUGUUGGGCAUUAACUUUCGACUGCUUUGCAAAAGUUUCGUAUUAAAAACAACUCUACCUGAACGCUCUGAGUAUUACUAGUUUCUUUUAUAUAUAUUUUUUUCUUACUUUAAAUAACAACAUCAACGUUUCUUCCUUUUAAAAACAUGCACUACUGUGUGCUGAGCACCUUUUUGCUCCUGCAUCUGGUCCCGGUGGCGCUCAGUCUGUCUACCUGCAGCACCCUCGACAUGGAUCAGUUUAUGCGCAAGAGGAUCGAGGCCAUCCGCGGGCAGAUCCUGAGCAAGCUGAAGCUCACCAGCCCCCCGGAAGACUAUCCGGAGCCGGAUGAGGUCCCCCCGGAGGUGAUUUCCAUCUACAACAGUACCAGGGACUUACUGCAGGAGAAGGCAAGCCGGAGGGCAGCCGCCUGCGAGCGCGAGCGGAGCGACGAGGAGUACUACGCCAAGGAGGUUUAUAAAAUCGACAUGCCGUCCCACUCCCCCUCCGAAACUGUCUGCCCAGUUGUUACAACACCCUCUGGCUCAGUGGGCAGCUUUUGCUCCAGACAGUCCCAGGUGCUCUGUGGGUACCUUGAUGCCAUCCCGCCCACUUUCUACAGACCCUACUUCAGAAUCGUCCGCUUUGAUGUCUCAACAAUGGAGAAAAAUGCUUCGAAUCUGGUGAAGGCAGAGUUCAGGGUCUUCCGCUUGCAGAACCCCAAAGCCAGAGUGGCCGAACAGCGGAUUGAACUAUACCAGAUCCUUAAAUCCAAAGACUUAACAUCUCCCACCCAGCGCUACAUUGAUAGCAAGGUUGUGAAAACCAGAGCGGAGGGUGAAUGGCUUUCCUUUGACGUGACGGAUGCCGUGCAGGAGUGGCUUCACCACAAAGACAGGAACCUGGGGUUUAAAAUAAGUUUACACUGCCCCUGCUGUACCUUCGUGCCGUCUAAUAAUUACAUCAUCCCGAAUAAAAGCGAAGAGCUGGAGGCGAGAUUCGCAGGUAUUGAUGGCACCUCUACAUAUGCCAGUGGUGAUCAGAAAACUAUAAAGUCCACUAGGAAAAAAACCAGUGGGAAGACCCCACAUCUCCUGCUAAUGUUGUUGCCCUCCUACAGACUGGAGUCACAACAGUCCAGCCGGCGGAAGAAGCGCGCAUUGGAUGCUGCCUAUUGCUUUAGAAAUGUGCAGGAUAAUUGCUGCCUUCGCCCUCUUUACAUUGACUUUAAGAGGGAUCUUGGAUGGAAAUGGAUCCAUGAACCCAAAGGGUACAAUGCUAACUUCUGUGCUGGGGCAUGCCCCUAUCUAUGGAGUUCAGACACUCAACACACCAAAGUCCUCAGCCUGUACAACACCAUAAACCCCGAAGCGUCCGCUUCCCCUUGCUGUGUGUCCCAGGAUCUGGAGCCACUGACCAUCCUCUACUACAUUGGCAAUACACCCAAAAUUGAACAGCUUUCCAACAUGAUCGUCAAGUCCUGUAAAUGCAGCUAAAGUCCUUGGGAAAGCCAGGACACGAAAAUCACGGUGACAAUAGCAUAUAACGACGACGGCGACGACGACAAUGAUGUUCGUGACAGGAGGGAGGGAAUUUUGAUUCAUCAGUGUUUUAAAAAAAAAAAUUGGAGAAAAAAAAUCGGUACUAGUUCAAACAUUUUGCAAGCUUGUGUUCUGUUUGUUAAAACUGGCAUCUGAGAUUACAGCAACAACAACCACAGAAAUGGAAGGCGUUAGUCUGCAUAUCACCUACUUCCUGAGAGACACAAAAAGAAAACAUCUUUUUUUUUUUUUUAAAAGGAAAAAAAUAAACACUGGAAGAAUUUGUUAGUGUUAAUUAUGUGAAAGAAAAACAAAACAAAACAGGAAAAACAGUGGAGUUGUACGUAUUGUUUCCACCCUGCAUCUCACCCCACGCCUCUCCUGGUUCCUCUGUCUCGCUCUACAGUGGGUGCCCUCCCCGUCUCUUCCUCCAAGCUAACAGUGGGUUAUUUAUUGUGUGUUGCUAUAUAAUGAACCUUUCAUUACCCUUGGAAAACAAAACAGGUGUAUAAAUGGAGACCAAAUACUUUGCCACAAACUCAUGGAUGGCUUAAGGAAUUUGAACUCAAAUAAGCCAGGGGGAAGGAGGUCAUACUGGAUGACCCCCUGUGAGUACUAUAGAACCGAGCAAGUCUGCAGAAAAGUCAAAGCCCAAGCAAACCCGUGCCUGCCGAAGCUUCAUGGACGGCCAUAUGCCCAGAAGGCUUGUUAACAACGAAAACUUGGAAUCAGUGGGAAUCUGGAAGAUUGGGGUUUUUUCCCUCUUAAUUGUAAAUGAUUCUUUGCCAGUUUAAGCAAGCCGGUGAAAUGUUGACCUGUUUUGAUGUGUAUUGUCAGACUUUUGACCGUGAAGUGGCUGUUGAUCUACAAUACAGGUUUUUCCUUUGUCUUGGUUUAUGUAAUUACAUGGAUAUUAUUAAAAUAGACGGAUCUAGAAGCCAGCAUGAUUGAAAACACACUGCAGAUUUGUUUUACAAACUAUUAAAUCGAAAUAGUAACUACUUUACAUGUAAUGUGUAGAUCUUACCACAUUUUUAAUAUUCUGUAAUAAUGAUUAUGAUUUAGAUUGAACUUAAAUUUGGACUCUUUUUUAAAUGAUCAUUCGGAUUGUAUGUUUGUUUCCUCUAGCCGGCCAGUACCUUUGAAUAAAACCCCUAGAUUCUGACUUGCACUACAAAUUCAAUUUUUUUUAUAUAUAUACUAUCUUCUCUGACUGUAUUUUAUGUAUUGUCCAUUUAAUGACAUGAGCUACCUGGGUUCAUUCCUCCCCCAACCCUAGUUCCUUCUAUUUUCCAAAAGACAAAAACCAAACCAAACCAAAGCCCAAAAGGCUAGGCUUGAGUUCCAUAGCGUUUCCACCUUCUCUGUGUCAGUGUGAGUCAGGUGGAGGGUGAGCUGUGGGCUUCUGGGAUGGGUGUUCUGUGGGAGCACAGAAGACUGCGCACAAGUGUAGGCUUAGCUAGGGUUUAAGAAUCUCAACUCAGAGUCUUAGUGACUGGGCUAGGAAGUUUCUUCAACUCAUAUAUUUAUGGACUCUUUGCUGUUCAAAAGCAGACAGUUCAAAGGAAGCAUCUUUUUCUUUAGUUGGGUUUUUGGUGCUCAUGGGGCAUAUUAAAAGAUACACAGUUUGGAUGAUUUUUUUCAAAGGGGGGAAAAGUACAGGCCAGCACUCAUCAUUUUAUUCAUAAUUUCAUCCAUUAUUUCCCUGAUUUCAUUGAAGUUCAGGUUUUGAAAGACAUUCUUUACAGGCUGGGGAAAAAAAAAAGCACAAACCAAAAUUGCCCUUGUCAAAAUUUUUCUUUCAUGCCCCCCUCCCCUGUCUCCCACCCCCAGCCAUCAUGCUCUUCAGCCGAGGUCAGCUUUUGUUUGGUUUGAGGUGGUUGGCUGCCUCAGAGGCAGGACCUGAAGGUGUGCUUUGGGUAUCCUUGUCACAGAGCUUCAAAAUAUAAACCAGUCCACGAAAUGAUGGACUGUUUGUGGUCUCGCCCAAAGGGCAGCACACUGAGGUGUGAAUGCAAAGAGAAUUUCUUUGAUAUUGUACACUUAUCUGAGGAGCUGUCCUUGAAUUCACUAAGAUGAAGAAUGAAAUUUGCAAGCCAGAAGACAGAGCAACUGCUGGUGAAUGGCCCCAUGUAGGGUGCAGCAUAGCCUCAGAUCUGCCCCGUGGGCUCCAGUUCUUUCCCCUUCCUCUUUACUGUUACUUCUGUAUAACUCCCCACCACCCCCCAUUUCUGCAUAUAUUUUCCUCUCAGAUAAAGUGACAUUUUUUUGUUUUGUAUGAUUUGUCUCUCCUUCUGAAUGCACUGACUGCUAUUUUAAGGGUUCUUGAAUCUUUUUGUUUAAGUCUAUGGGUUCUACAGGUCUUUCUUUCCUAUUAGUAAAUAUUACCAUGGGAGCGGUGGUAGUAGGGAGGGGAGGGGGGUGUUAGCAUAUGGGUGGGGCAGCAGGUUGUAUGUGUUAAGCAACAGUACAAUUUUAUGCUUGGCAUGGAUUUUAAAGAAUGGGAUAUAAGAACAGAUGUUACGUGUUUUGAUGACCAACUAUGCUGUAUUUUUUUAACACGAUGCAUGUCCGGUUUUGUGGUGCUUUAGUGGUAAAUAAAUUAUUUCAG
Mus pahari (shrew mouse) is the source of this 5198-nucleotide messenger RNA. It is a transcript of the gene Tgfb2, whose product is annotated as transforming growth factor beta 2. The record is from RefSeq and is a predicted model, not a curated record. Lineage: Eukaryota; Metazoa; Chordata; Mammalia; Rodentia; Muridae. Gene Ontology annotation, cellular component: extracellular region. Gene Ontology annotation, molecular function: type II transforming growth factor beta receptor binding; type III transforming growth factor beta receptor binding; growth factor activity. The coding region runs from base 1214 to 2542 and encodes 442 amino acids. Gene Ontology annotation, biological process: SMAD protein signal transduction; regulation of cell population proliferation; BMP signaling pathway. The transcript is spliced from 8 exons.